AUCCUUAUAUCUUAAGUUGACUAAAGACUUCCACUUAUAGAAAAAUCUCUGCAUACUUUCAUCAGUUCAUGUUCACAAAAAUGGCUGCCACCAUCGCUUCAGUCGUUUCAGCCUACGAUCGGCCAACGGAACUCAAAGCUUUCGACGAAACAAAAUCCGGUGUCCAAGGCCUCGUCGAUGCCGGAAUCCGCCAUGUCCCCCGUAUCUUCAUCAACCCACCGGAAACCUCCCCCAGAACCUCCACAACUCUCGAGAUUCCAGUCGUCGACCUUGGAUCAACCGAUAAAGCAUCGACUGUGGAAAAGAUCCGUGCGGCUUCUGAGAAAUUAGGUUUCUUCCAAGUCGUGAAUCACGGUAUCCCUGUGAGUGUUAUGAACGAUGUGCUUCAAGGAGUUCGUAGAUUUCACGAACAAGAUGUGGAGGUGAAGAAACAGUUUUACACGAGGGAUAAUACGAGAACAGUUGUGUAUAAUAGUAAUUUCGAUCUUUACAGUUCCCCCUCCGCGAACUGGAGAGACACCUUCUUUUCGUUUAUGGCGCCGUCACCUCCACCGCCUGAGGAACUACCGGAAGUUUGCAGAGACAUACAAAUCGAGUACUCAAAUCAAGUGAUGAAACUUGGCGGGUUGCUUUUCCGAUUGAUCUCAGAGGCUUUGGGUCUGAACGAAGAUCACCUCGGAGAUUUGGAUUGUGACAAGGGGCUUGUAUUCAUCGGCCAUUGUUAUCCUGCUUGUCCACAACCAGAUCUAACUAUCGGUGCAACCAGACACACAGAUGAUGGGUUUCUAACUGUGGUUCUACAAGAUGAAAUCGGAGGACUCCAAAUGCUCCAUCAAAAUCAAUGGGUUGAUGUUCCUCCAACACCUGGUGCGCUUGUGAUCAACAUCGGAGAUCUAUUACAGUUGAUAUCGAAUGAUAAGUUGAGGAGUGUGGAGCAUAGGGUGAUGUCAAAUGAGAAAGGGCCGAGGGUGUCUGUGGCGUGUUUCUUCAGCACCUCCUUAGCGCCGUCGACGAAGGUGUAUGGUCCGAUCAAGGAGCUGAUUUCCGAUGACAACCCACCGAGGUACAGGGAAACCACCGUUUAUGAUUUUGUUCAAUAUUCCUUCUCAAAAGGCCUUGAUGGUGUUCCUCAUUUGCUUCAUUUGAAGCUUUAAAGUAUAUUACAAAUUACAUGUACCACAUACUCAUUGUUAUACGUAUACAGAAAAAAAACAUACAUAUGAAUUAUAAAAUGUUUUUUUUUAAUGUAAUCUAAGAAAUAACAAUAUAUAUUUUUAUUCUAUAGAAAGUAGAAAUAAA
Messenger RNA from Lactuca virosa, 1299 nucleotides. Lineage: Eukaryota; Viridiplantae; Streptophyta; Magnoliopsida; Asterales; Asteraceae. The record is from the annotation of a GenBank genome assembly.